AUGGUACCGCAUUUGCUAGAACAUAAUGGUAAUGCAACAUCUUUUGUUUCAUCUGCUUCAAUGAUUGCAACGGCGGCAGAUAGCCAAGCAACAUUACAAGCACAAAAACAACAAAAGUUGAAUGCAUCCGAAGCAGUUCUUUCGGCUUUUUCGGCUGAUGGUGCACCCCAUGCAAGUUUGGUUAGAACCAAUGCAGGAACAAAGACAGAUAAUUCAUCAGAUAAAAGUGCAGAAACAACGAAAACAUCAUCAAAACACCAACCAACAAACAGUAAAAGUAAACCAGCUCAAUCAGACGCAAACCGUGCAGCAUUUCCAGAGGUAACGUCAAAGAGUGAUUUCACAUCUUCAACUUAUGCUGCCACUUCCGCUUCUGCAUCUCAAGCUUCUACUACUCCCACACCUGCACAAAGAACAGCAAGCUGGCAUUAUUGGGGAGGUGCGUUGGGUUGCGCUCAAGGCUCAGCAUCCGGAACGGCUUACGUUUGUCAUGCAACAGGGGUUCCUGAACCUGCAAAUGAAAGGCGUCAAGAGCCAGAAGAGAGGGCAAUGGAAAUGGACGAUGAAGUGUUCGAGGAUAUGAUGGAUAAACGUCAAAGUUCGGAUAGCGGAGGUGAUGAUCCAUCCGAUAGUCCGGAUAUUGGAUGGUUAGAUGUAAUCGUUGGUGCGGUUCCAUACAAGAAUGGUGAUUUAGCACCAAGUAUCGUUUGGAUUUUAGCAACUUUGCUUUUAUUCCCACUUUUCAUUAUUCGUUUAUUCCGUCGAUCAAGUUUAAUCGCUCACGUUUUGCUCACUGUUUUCAUUUGGGGUAUUGUAAUGAUUGCAACUUUUGCCAUUCGUGCUGAUUUGGCCAAUAAAACUCCGGUAACAACUUUGAUCAGCGUUCAAAAUAUCACACUACAAAUUUUACCAUGUUUGUUGAUCGAACCUCUUUUGAACCUUUUGGCUCUUUAUGCACAACAAGGUGGAUUCCCAACAGGUGUACCAAGAGUUGCUCUAUUUUUGCGUUUCUUAAAUUUGGUCGCUUUGAUCUUGUACAUCGUCGGCGCAGCUUAUAUGGCCACUUGGCUCAGUGAUUGGAAUUCAGCCUUGCAAGAUAAUCAACAAAUCGGUGAUCGAAGCAAUUUCCCCAAUUCAGAACCUGAUUCGAUCAGUAGAAUUGGUCCAAUCGCUGGGGCUUUCAUGCAAGUUGUUUGUAUUCUUGGUGCUUUGAUCUUGAUCCCAAUCGCUCGUGGUGAAAAUGGUUCAAUGCGUCCAGGUGGUUUUAUUGCCGUUUUGGUAAUCUUGAUCACAAUUCCAGUCGUUUAUCGUGUUUUACAAACAUUACACGCUCAAGGUGAAAUCAACAGUGAAGAUGGUGGUGAUCAAAACCCAUUCAAAGUUUUGGCCAAGAAUGGAGCAACUAUGAGUGCAGCUGCCAUGAAUGCGGUUAUGAACUUGGUUCCUGUUGCUGCGAUUGCACCGCCAGGAAUGUAUAAUUCAGACGUUUCCGGUAUCGAUUGGGCGCAAUUACAACAAACUUUGGCAAGUAGAAGUAACAUUCAAUCACCCUUGGUGUUCAAUUUGGUUUACAUCUUCCCACAAUGGUUGAUGGUAUUCUUCUUCUUCUUCGUUCAUGCUCCUGGUCGUGAAAAUGACGGUAAAUUGGCCGCUGCUUCCGCUCAACCUUGA
Messenger RNA from Meira miltonrushii, 1671 nucleotides. RefSeq lists its product as uncharacterized. The transcript has 4 exons. The record is from RefSeq and is a predicted model, not a curated record. NCBI's taxonomy places the organism in Eukaryota, Fungi, Basidiomycota, Exobasidiomycetes, Exobasidiales, Brachybasidiaceae. Bases 1 to 1671 code for a protein of 556 amino acids.